Messenger RNA from Sapajus apella (tufted capuchin), 2612 nucleotides. It is a transcript of the gene CIDEB, whose product is annotated as cell death inducing DFFA like effector b. Bases 1514 to 2173 code for a protein of 219 amino acids. The record is from RefSeq and is a predicted model, not a curated record. The transcript is spliced from 5 exons. Lineage: Eukaryota; Metazoa; Chordata; Mammalia; Primates; Cebidae. Gene Ontology annotation, biological process: apoptotic process; regulation of apoptotic process.
GUUCCUUGGGCAGGGCACCAGGAAUAUUGUCUUAGUUUGGGUUCUCCCAAAGAAGAGCUUGAACUAAGGGCUUGGGUACAGGUAAUCCUGUACUUGGGAGGCUAACUCAGGAAGUGAGGGCAUAGGGUAAGACAAGAGAGAGGAAAGCCAUUAAGAGUGUGUGAAGUCCCUUCAUUAGGCCUUGGGAACCUCUGAGAAAAGUACAGAUUGCCCAAGACAAAAAGACUGGCAGGGUGAUCAGUCCAAAGCAUUUAUUAGGAGAACUUAAUGAGUGGGCUGCAGCAUAUCCUCACAACAGACAGUGAAAGAAAGAGUUGUUCUACCAAAGUAUGUUCAAAACAAGGGGGUCAGGGUAUGGAGUUUAUGAGGGUUCAAGGACUUUGGCUCAGUGCCAGGGCCAGUUUCUUUCGGUGUUUUGGGCAACAACCUGAAUACCUUUUCAGUGCCUGGUAAUGUUCAAGGCUCUGGCUUGGGCUCAGGCCUCCAGGGGAAAUGCAGCUGGCCAGGUGACAGAGCCAUCAAGUUACUCUGUGUUUCUUUGUCAGGACACAGAAAAAUAGUGGGGAAGCUGGGGACCCUACAAGGAUCCUGGGCAGGAAAGCAGGGAUUGUGUUCAUUUGAGGGUUCCACUGUCAGUGAGAGUCUCAGCUUCCAUGCAACUGUCCAUCACAGCUGCAACUGAAAUCAGAGCUAGGACACAGUGUACCAAAAGCUAAAGUCUUGAUCCUGUCAAAGGACAUCCCUGUCCCAUUCACAUCUCCUUCAUGUCCAUUAAUUGGCAAAAGGGGAAAACUGAGAGAGAUGACUUAAGUGUGGCCGAAGCAGGCAGUUCUGGAAAAUGAAGCCAGAGCAAUGGGCCAGCCUGUCCCUUGACCAAGGAGGAAGGAGCAGGUAAGUAGGAAGGCCAGCGUCCCAGACAGGACCCUAAUGAUCCUGAACCCAUGGAUCAGGAUCCAUCCUCUCCUCACACCCUUCCUGGACACAGUUUCACCUCUCAUUUUCCAAAGCCCUGCCAUGCUGCCAUCCCGCUUCCCCACACUCCGCAGGGGUUCCCUUUUCCUAAUGCUGCAGCUUACGGCUUCUCCAGUAGGUGGCAGCAUACACCGAGCCGCUCACAAAACGCAGCUUCUCAGAGCCUGAGAGCCAGAAACUGUCCCUAGAAAUUCCCUCCAUAGAAAUACAGAAACACCAGAGGUCACAUUUCAUCCUUUUACAUGGUUCCCAUCUACCCUCACAACACAUGCCAUCACCAAAGACAUACAAACAAGCUCCGGUGGCUUUUGCCGGGCAAUUCUUCCUCCAGGACCACAUCUGGCCCCUCCUUCAUCCCUCCCCUUGGACUUUGCCCUUCUUACUGGUCAGGCAGGGGGGCCAGAGUCCAGGCUUGACUCAUUCCCACCUCAUCCUGGGCUGAGAUCUCAGGUUUGUAACAGAAAACACCACUGAAGCCCCAGCAUAGCAGAGAACCACUCAGCCCAGAAGUUCCAGGGAAGAAGGAACUCUCCCAUCCACCAUGGAGUAUCUCUCAGCUCUGAACCCCAGUGACCUGCUCAGGUCAGUAUCUAGUAUAAGCUCAGAGUUUGGACGGAGGGUCUGGACCUCAGCUCUGCCACCCCAGCGACCUUUCCGUGUCUGUGAUCACAAGCGGACCAUACGGAAAGGCCUGACAGCUGCCACCCAUCAGGAACUGCUAGCCAAAGCAUUGGAGACCCUACUGCUGAAUGGAGUGCUAACCCUGGUGCUAGAGGAGGAUGGAACUGUAGUGGACAGUGAGGACUUCUUCCAGCUGCUGGAGGAUGACACGUGCCUGAUGGUGCUGGAGUCUGGUCAGAGCUGGAGUCCCAUCAGGAGUGGAGUGCUGUCAUAUGGCCUGGGCCGGGAGAGGCCCAAGCACAGCAAGGACAUCGCCCGCAUCACCUUUGACGUAUACAAGCAAAACCCUCGAGACCUCUUUGGCAGCCUGAACGUCAAAGCCACAUUCUACGGGCUCUACUCUAUGAGCUGUGACUUUCAAGGACUUGGCCCAAAGAAAGUACUCAGGGAGCUCCUUCGUUGGACCUCCACACUGCUGCAAGGCCUGGGCCAUAUGUUGCUGGGAAUUUCCUCCACCCUUCGCCAUGUAGUAGAAGGGGCUGAGAAGUGGCAGCAGAAGGGCCGCCUCCAUUCCUACUAAGAAGGGCCUCUAAGCUUCUGUCCCCAGACCCAUUCCAAGAGACACACUGCAAACACUGUGACAGCAUCAAGUUUCAGGACCUGAAGACAGUACAGGCUAGAUAACUUACCCAAUUUCCCCACUGUCUUCUGACCCCCUUGUGACAGAACCUUUCAGCAUAAUGCCUCACAUCCCAAGUCUAUACCCUUACCUGAAGAAUGCUGUCCCUUCCUAGCCACCUUUCUGCCUCCCACUUGCCCUGAAAGGUCACAAACCUAUCCCCAGGCAUCUUGAUCUGAGCUUUACAUCUAAUCUGAGCUUUACACCAAAGCCUCCUGUCCUUAAACUCCCCAGCAUACUCAUGACAGCCCUCUCUGACUUUACCCUGAGAUGUCUUCAUACCCUUCCCCCAAAAAUAACAAAAACAUUUCAAAUAAAAAUAUAAAAUAUUUACUACUAA